UGUCACUGUCAUGGACUCAAUUUGCCGCGAAAUUUUAAGCCUAAAUCAAUUUCCAUUUUAGCCCUUCAUUUUACGUCGCCCCAAGCCUCCGACAGGACCAUCAAAAUUUCAGCUUGACGUUAACUGGUCAUGUAAUCAAGGCCGUCCCAAUUCACCGGUAAUUCCGUUAAUAUCACCACCUCCAAAGAUUCCAGGUUCAGAAGCCCCAUUUCCAGACUCCUCCGCUCUCGACCGCCGCACUGCAAUGGCCAGCGCCACCACUUCCGCCGAAAUCCUCCGUCACACUACCGCUUUCACAUCUGAAAUUCUCUCUCAGUCCAAACUCCGCCUCCGUCUCUUAUCUGCCCUCCGACGGAAACUCCCGACUUCCGACCAAAACGUCUUAAGACAACUCAACCUCGCAGCCGAAACCUUAGAAAACGCCAUUUCCACUUCCAGCUCCUUCAAUCGAUCGUCCUCUCUCCGCGUCGCCGAGAAGCUCCUCCACUCUCACCCUGAUACCCUCUUCUCCUCGUUCCUUCUAUCUCUUCUCUACGCUCUUCUCAACCGCCAUACUGAAGCCGCUGACUCUCUCCUCAAUAUAUUCUCCUCCGAUCCUUCAUUGGCUCGAUCAGAAAUUGCACCGGUGGUGUUUGAGGAGUUUUUUCUCAUCCACCUCCUUCCAGUUCUACAAUCUUUCAAAGAUCAGAGAUCCAGAAUUUUGUCAUCUCUAUCGUCGAAAAAUUUAGGUUAUGAUAGUGAUAAAAGGUCGAGAUUUGAGGAAUCGGUAGUAGUUUCCGGCACUAGGCUGUUGUCAAAAAUGAGCGGCGGUCAAACUUCGGAGCUUAAGGAAUUGGAGCGGGACUAUGAGGAGGUUCUCGAUGAAAAUUGCAGGCUUUUAGUUGGGUACUUCAGAGAGGUUCUGGGCAAUGAAAAUGGAAGCAGAUUGAUUCGUCCACCACCACUGAUAUUUGAAAAAAUCAGAAAAAGUGAUGAAUUCAAAUUCAAUGAAGAUGAACAGAACAAAGUGGAAGAAAUCGGAUUGGGGAACGGCCAGUAUAAUAAUCCAGCAUGGACUGAAGGAGAAAGGUCAGUUGAAUUCUACAGCAGCGGUAGCAGCAGUAAAUCCAAGUCUCCACCCUUUUAUCCUCAAAGGGUCUCUCUAAAGAUCCUCAGAAACCAGAAAUCUUCAAGGACAUUGAGUGCAAUAUCAACAAAUCUAAAGUCUGGUUCUGAGUUGGAGUCUUCUUCAGAGGACAAUUUGAGCAAUUCUUCUUCAGAAUCUGAAGGUGAAACACAGAAAAAGAACAGAAAAAUGGCAUUGUUUGAGCCUAGACGGAGCCAAAUCCAAAAACAGAAACAGCCCAUUUAUGCAGAAUCCAGCAGUUCUCCAGAACGUGUCAUGGCAGCAGAUUCUGAUGAUCCGCCUGGUGGUGGAAAGUGUACGCCUCCGAAGGACUUUAUCUGUCCCAUAACCAGCCACAUAUUCGAUGAUCCGGUGACUCUUGAGACAGGUCAGACAUAUGAGAGGAAAGCAAUUCAAGAAUGGAUAGAUAGGGGAAACUCCACAUGCCCAAUCACACGCCAGAAGCUGCAUAGUACCCAACUUCCCAAAACAAACUAUGUACUCAAACGGCUCAUUGCAAGUUGGCAAGAACAAAAUCCUGGUUUUAUCUCAAUUCACUCUGAUAAUCCAGACCCAGAGACUGACCCAAUCUUCAACUCUACACUGCCUGUGCUACCUUCAACUUCUCCGAACAGUGUUAUAAUAAGCCAAGCCACCAUGGAUGGGACGAUUUGUGAGCUGCGACUUGCUAUUACCAAGCUUUGUAUGUCUGAAAUUCUGAGAGAGUCAGAAAAGGCAGUUCUCCGAAUUGAGCGGUUCUGGCAGGAAAUGAACAUGGGGUUGGAGAUUCAAACUAUGCUCUCAAAACCUGCUGUUAUCAAUGGGUUCGUUGAGAUCCUUUUUAAUUCUGUUGAUCCCCGGGUGCUGAGGGCAACCGUUUUUCUCCUCUGUGAGCUUGGAUCAAGAGACAAAACUGUGAUCCAAACACUUACCCGAGUUGACUCUGAUGUGGAAUGCAUUGUUGCUCUAUUCAAGAAUGGUUUGCUGGAGGCUGUUGUAUUGAUACAUCUGUUAAGACCUUCCACCAUAAGCUUAAUAGAGAUGGAUAUGGUGGAAUCCCUCCUGGUGGUUAUUAAGAAGAAACAAGAUGGUUUUCUUGAGAUGUGUUUGAAGCCAAAAACGGCUUCUAUUCUUCUACUGGGACAGAUUCUUGGAAGCAGUGAAGGCAACAUUGUCACUUCAAUUGCCAAGACUGUAGUAUCUGCAAAAGCGAUUAAAAGUAUUAUUGAGAGCUUGGAAGCUGAGUGGGCAGAGGAGAGAAUUGCGGCAGUUGGGAUCUUGUUGAGAUGCAUGCAAGAAGAUGGAAAGUGCAGGCAUACCAUAGCUGACAAAGCUGAAUUGGCUCCUGUUUUGGAGAGCUUCAUGGGCGCGAGUGAUGGAGAACGGUUUGAGAUAAUUAACUUCUUCUCUGAGUUAGUUAAACUAAAUAGGAGGACAUUCAACGAACAGGUUCUACACAUUAUAAAGGAUGAAGGUGCUUUUAGUACAAUGCACACCCUCCUCAUUUAUCUACAGACAGCCCUCCAGGACCAAUGUCCUGUUGUGGCUGGUCUACUUCUUCAACUUGAUCUCCUGGUGGAGCCAAGAAAGAUGAGUAUAUACCGGGAAGAGGCAAUGGAUACUCUUAUUUCAUGCCUGAGAAACUCAGACUUCCCUGCUGCCCAAAUAGCAGCUGCUGAGACAAUUGUGUCGCUGCAAGGGAGGUUCUCAUCUUCUGGAAAGUCCCUCACCCGGGCUUCUCUCCUUAAACGUGCUGGACUUGACAAAAGUUAUAGAACUCUAAUGCAAGUGGACCAACUCAGCAACAGUUCUGGAGAGUCUGAAGAAAAUUUGGAAGAAGAGCAGGCAGCUGACGAAUGGGAGAGAAAAAUGGCAUUUGUUCUGGUCAGCCAUGAGUUUGGUCUGUUGUUUGAAGCUUUGGCAGAGGGCCUCAGGAGCAGAAACCAAGAGUUAUUUUCAUCAUGCUUUCUGUCAGCUACUUGGCUUAUUCAUAUGCUCACUGUUCUUCCAGACACAGGAAUAAGAGGAGCAGCCCGAGUCUGCUUGCUCAAGCACUUCAUAUCCAUGUUCAAAUCUGCAAAGGGCACAGAAGAGAAAGCCCUUUCCAUGCUUGCUCUGAGCAGCUUCAUCCAUGAUCCUGAGGGACUCAAUGAUCUGACUUCCCACAUGAAGGAUAUAUUGAAAGGACUGAGACAGCUUAAGAAAUCAUGUAUAUUGGCAGUUGAUAUGCUGAAAGUUUUCUCAGAAGGAAACAACUCUAGCAUUGACUUGUGGAAUCAUAAAGAAUUAGUUCAAGUAGAUUGCAGUGCAAAUGGAGAAGUGCUAUCAAUAGUCUGCUUCAGGGAUAAGAUAUUUUCUGGCCAUUCAGAUGGAACGAUAAAGGUAUGGACUGGCAGAGGUAGCAUUCUUCAUCUCAUCCAUGAAACUCGAGAACAUACCAAGGCAGUUACUAGCUUGGCAAUUUUAGAAUCAGGGGAGAGACUGUACAGCGGCUCUCUUGAUAGAACUGCAAGGAUAUGGUCGAUUGGAAGUGAAGCAAUUUACUGUGUACAAGUUCAUGAUAUGAAAGAUCAGGUUAACAAUCUAGUUGUUGCCAAUAGCAUUGCAUGCUUCAUUCCACAGGGAGCUGGCGUCAAGGUUCAUUCAUGGAAUGGAAGAUCCAAGUUAUUAAAUCCGAACAAAAACGUUAAGUGCUUGGCUCUUGUACAUGGGAAAUUAUACUGUGGGUGCCAUGAUAACAGUAUUCAGGAAAUUGAUUUGGCCACAGGAACACUGAGUAGCAUCCAAAGUGGCACGCGAAAAUUGCUGGGGAAAUCAAAUCCUGUUCAUGCACUGCAGGUUCAUGAUGGAAUGAUAUAUUCAAGUAGCUUUUCCUUGGAUGGAGCAGCUGUUAAGAUUUGGAGUGCCACAAACUACACUAUGGUGGGAUCACUUGCAUCUACAAUGGAAGUUCGGACUUUGGCAGUGAGCUCAGAGCUAAUUUAUUUGGGGAGCAAGUCAGGAACUGUGGAAAUUUGGUGUAGGAAGAAGCUCAUUAGAGUAGAAACACUACAAACUGGUACCAAUGGCAAGGUACAAUGCAUGGCUGUAGAUGGUGAUGAAGAAGUUUUGGUAGUAGGAACUUCUGAUGGCCGCAUACAGGCAUGGGAACUGAGUUAAAGGUGGUGCUGUAAAUUAAUUAUACAUCAAUUUUGGAUAGAAGGACGUUUGCAUGUAAAAUAUUUCAAUUGAAAUUCUUUUCAUUUUUCAAAUAACCUUGCUUCUCCCCAGAGUUUUUCUUGAGAAAUCUCUGUAUUUCAUUAGAAUAAAAAUGCUAAUUCUUUCACUUUCAACCUCUUGAAUUGUAGUGCCUUAGUAUUGUACAAAAACUGAUGUCUAUAUGAUUUGGCAUUCUGCAAUAUAUCCAAGAAAAAAAUAUUUUACUGUCGGAAUGUAUUUCUAAUUA
Vitis riparia (riverbank grape) is the source of this 4550-nucleotide messenger RNA. Its product is annotated as putative E3 ubiquitin-protein ligase LIN-1. The transcript has 15 exons. Lineage: Eukaryota; Viridiplantae; Streptophyta; Magnoliopsida; Vitales; Vitaceae. Gene Ontology annotation, molecular function: ubiquitin-protein transferase activity; protein binding. The record is from RefSeq and is a predicted model, not a curated record. Gene Ontology annotation, biological process: protein ubiquitination. The coding region runs from base 245 to 4264 and encodes 1339 amino acids.